GACGCAAGGCAGCGUAUGGCUAACCGCACCAUCCGCAAGCUGAGGUUACGGUAUCGAUCGUUUUCACUCGCGUCCUCCUCGACGCAGCAGCGAUGAUCAAUCAUUGACCAUCCGACCACAUACAUCGCCUAACAUUUUGGGCCGCCUCGGCCCGGCCAUUUGCUCCCUCUAGUGCGUCGUCGGCGUUAGAUUAGCAUCUUCGCAUCGCGCUUCUCACUCCCCUACUCUCGUCACUCCCGCUGCUUUGGCCGUUGUGGAAAACUAAGACUAAAUGGGCGAAGCGUUGAACUUAAGUUCGAUGGCACCGCCUGCACGCGCUGGAUUGUCACUAGUGCAAAGGAACCAAACAAAUAAUUUUGCCCCUCAACAUGCUGGGAAGCUUACACGUCAACAUGGAAGCGCGAAUCUGCUAAGGGAUACCAAACGUGGAAUCAAAGAAGCCAAACCUAAGCCGUCGACGGUCAAUGCAGCGCCCGCCUUUUCACGCUCUCGAUCUUUUGCGCCAGCUGUAAAUUCGAACUUUGAAGUUUAUUGUGACGAUGACAAUGAUGAGAACAAUAUCAUACAUCAAUUAGAGAAGAAAUGUCGGGAAGAAGAAUUAAAUAAACAAGAGCAGAAGGUAAGUGUAGCAGCACCAGCGCGUAAGCCAUUAGGAGAUCUUCCCAUUUCCUCUCUUGACUUCAAUUCCGAUGAAGAUGAAGUCUUUUCGACGGUAUCCCAUAUCCCUUCCUUCCCAGCCACCAUACGAUCUGAUUUUUCUAACUUUGGAGUUAAUGAUGAUGACGAUGCUAAAUCAUCUCAUUAUGGCAGCGCACUCGAUUUUGAAACAGAUAGUCGUGAUGAAUAUAUGACAGCAGUAUCCGAGAAAGAAUUACGCGAGGACAUCACCUUUAUGAAUGUCGAAUUUUCUGAUGAUAUCUAUAGGUACAUGCGAGAUAGAGAAACAAAAGUUCGAGCCAAAGCUCAUUAUAUGACGCGACAGACUGAUAUAAAUCCUGAAAUGAGAGCUAUCCUUGUGGACUGGUUAUCAGAAGUAGCCCAGGAAUACAAAAUGCAUCAGGAAACGUUACAUCUUGCUGUCUCGUUAGUAGAUAGGACUUUAUCGAAAUUUCGCACAAAUCGGGAUCGUUUGCAGUUGAUCGGAACAACUGCUAUGAUGAUAUCAUCAAAAUAUGAAGAAAUUUAUCCACCUGAGCUGAAAGAAUUUGUCUAUGUCACUGAUGACACUUAUACGGCAGAGCAGAUUCUUCAUAUGGAGCGCAUCAUUCUGAAUGAACUGCACUUUGAUGUCGGGACUCCGACCUCCCAAUGGUUUGGCGGUCGAUUUGCCCGACAUCAACGUGCUACACGAAAGACCGUCAACGCAAUGAAUAUGCUACUCGAUCUAGUGCUACUCGAGGUCGAAUAUAUUGCAUAUAGACCGUCGUAUAUUGCAGCUGCUUGCCUUUGCUACGCGAAUGUUCUCACAGGACCUAAACCAUGGUCGACCGAAAUGGAGCACUGGUCAGGUAUAUCUAUCGCAAAUAUCACCACCUUGCUUCGCGAUGUGCAUAACACCUUCCGAUUGUCCUCCACGUCAAAAUUCCGGUCCAUUCCUCAACGAUAUGGCACACCUGAAUUUGACUGCGUCGCCGAUCUCCCACCACCAACCCAACUCCCUUUAUGAUGAGUCCUCAGUAUUUUGAUACUUUUAUGUUGCUAUAAUACUGCCAUCAUUUUGUUUUCGAGAUCUCAUUCAGAAUCCACAGACUUUCAUCAUGUACGCGGUAGUCUAUGCUAUUUACCUUCGCGCUUGCGAGCUAAGCCCUUAAAUAAGACCUGCGCACUUCAACUUUUCUCUGAGGUUGUACAGAUAGACAUAAUUUCAUGUGUCUCGAAAACUUUCGUGAUCAGCAUAUAUAAAUGUUCUAGGUUGCAGCUUAGAAUAUUGGAGUAUUAGCUGUUUACAUUGCUCUAACAAAUCACCUUAAAACUGCCCAGGAAUUUGCAUGUACCCAUCAUAUUGAAAAAAACCCCUCCAUAUUGACCUACUAACCCUUUAAACACCAAUCAGCUAUGUAUCAUAUGUGUCUAAAACGACCAAUUAUGCUUAUAUAAUUUGUAUGCUGUGGAUAAAGGAAAAAU
Cylicocyclus nassatus is the source of this 2124-nucleotide messenger RNA. The record is from the annotation of a GenBank genome assembly. NCBI's taxonomy places the organism in Eukaryota, Metazoa, Nematoda, Chromadorea, Rhabditida, Strongylidae.